UGGAUAAUGAUGUACUAAGGCUUGCUUUUCUUAAACUCAAAAUCUGGUUCAGCAUUGCGCCUCAAAGACUCAAGACCAGACUUAACCUCAAUACUAAAAUUUUAAAAGACACAAGUCAAAUCCUCUCUCCUCUCAUGGCAACUUUAUAACAUUUACCAGUGAAAAGUAAAAUUUUAAGGAAUACAUAUAAAAUUAAUUAAAGAUUUAAUUAAAAUUUAUUUUUAAUAAUUUAUAUAAAAUGUCAUCGCAAAUUGAGCGUUUAAAUUGUGCCGUAAAAAAUUAUGCUUGGGGCAAGUUGGGUGAAAAUUCAGAAGUUGCCCGACUUUAUAUUGAAGGCCAUGAGGAUAAAGAAAUUAAUAGUGAUACUCCAUAUGCAGAGCUGUGGAUUGGAACACAUCCUGAUGGUCCAUCAAGAAUUCAUUUAACCAAUGUCCAAUUAAGUGAAAUCAUUACAGACAAGAAUAAAAAGAAAAAUAUUCAACUACCUUUUAUUAUGAAAAUAAUGUCAAUUCGGCAUACACUAUCACUUCAAGUCCAUCCAACUAAAGAACAAGCCAUUUUAUUAAACAAACAAAAUCCAACUAAUUACCCCGAUCAAAAUCAUAAACCAGAAUUGGCUUAUGCAUUGACUAGAUUUGAGUUACUUUGUGGAUUUAGACCUGCAGGGGAAAUUUUAGAAAAUAUGAAAGCAUUUCCUGAAUUAUGUCAAGCAAUGGGUUAUCAGAAUACCAAACAAUUUAUUGAAUUAUCUAAACAAUUUUCGCCUGAUUCAUAUGAAAUGAUUAAUGCUUUGAGGAAAUGGUCUAAAUAA
Meloidogyne enterolobii is the source of this 811-nucleotide messenger RNA. Lineage: Eukaryota; Metazoa; Nematoda; Chromadorea; Rhabditida; Meloidogynidae. The record is from the annotation of a GenBank genome assembly.